CUCUGAUGACUGAGGGAGAUUCCCAUGGAAAUUGCUACGUCAAUGAAGAGCCCGAGAAGAAGCAAUUUCGUUUCCGCAAACUGUACCGAGGAGGAUAGUGGGAGUACCGUACCUUUGAUUUUGCAUGUAGAAUCUUUUAAAUAUUUUCUCUAUACAAGCCAGAGACAUCACCCUUGACUUGUGAUCUACAGUGGGUGGGUCAUUGCACCUCUUCCAGGCCCUCUGUGGCUGCCAUUUCUUUCUGUAGGAGAUGUGGUACAGAAUCUGGCUCUAUGUCUACUUCACCUGGUUCCGCCCAAUGUUGAAGUGGGUGCUUAGACGAGCUACUGGCAAGUGUGAGUUGCUUCGGAUCUGUUGCAACAGUUAUGCCAAGACCGGUCACAAGACCAAAGAUAUCGAAAAUGCCUUGAAAACCUCCAAACUGAGAACAUUUCAGAGGAUGGUGAUCGAUGAUGACCUCAACAUCUCAGAGGCUGUCAAGUAUGCCAUGACGGUUAAGAACAUCAAUCCUAAGAUAUACCCUGAAUUUCAAUAUACACUGAAGGCAUCAUUAAAGCAGAUAAGUGGCUACAAUGCUCUGGUGAGAGAUAUAGAGGCUUUGAAAAAAGAGAAAUAUUCUACAGCUAAUCCAAGCCAUGAGAGAUCAUUACAAAAGUUAUGGGAUCUGAUGAUGCCUAAUACCAAACUAGAGAAACGUAUCACAAGACAAUGGACUGAACUUGGUUUCCAAGGUGAUGAUCCAGCAACAGACUUCAGAGGCAUGGGAAUGCUUGGACUUAAUAACUUAAUAUUUUUUGCUGAGAAUUACAAUGGAGUGGCAAGGCAAACUCUGAUUCACUCUCAACAUCCUACAUUAUGGUACUCCUAUGCUGUAGUUGGUAUCAACAUGACCAAUCUAGUAUAUGAUCUACUAAAAGAUGGACUGCUCAGGGAAUAUUUCUACUACACUGUAACAGGAGAACCAGCCAUAUACCAUUUCCAUAGAAUAUAUAGUCAAGUGUUUGCUGAAUUUGAUAGCUUCUGGUUUGCCGAGAAGCCCAAGAAUGUGAUGGAGUUUGGUAGCGUGCGUGAUAAAUUUGAGAAGAAGGUUAUCGGCCUGCUGAUGAAGAGCGAUAAUGCUGUUCUUCAUAACAAUUACACUGGUAUGUCAUGAUGCUGGUGAUACAGUGUGUGUACUAUGGUAAUACAAAGUAAGUUCAGAGCAGCGAUACCCGUUAAGGGACUAUUCUAGGGUUUUACACUCAACUUGAUCUACAAGUACAUGUAAAUGUAUUUGAUCUUUUUCUCAGAUAGUUUAUUACUGCAUGGGCUAAACCAAUUUGGUCCAUCAGUUUGGUGUAAUUGCCAUUUGGUCUCCACUACACUUGAUCUGACACCUGUAUUAGCACCUGGGAGCCGUUUCAUAAAACUUGUUAUAAUAACAAAUUUCCAAUAAAAGUUAAAAGCUAAUGAAAUCCUUCAAUCUGAUUGGCUGAUAGUAAAUUUGUUAUAGAAAUUGUGAAUUUGUUAUGAUAACAAGUCUUUAUGAAACAGGACCCUGGUCCUGUUCUUAUUUUGUCUAAUAUGCAGUUGGUCUAGUUUCUUAUUCGUCUAAUUUUGUCAGAUGAAAUUUUGGUUCAUAAACACUCUCCUAUCUAUAAAGACGUAGUGGUGUUAGAUCAAUUUGAUAUUAGAUGAAAUGUGUAUAUCCUAACUGGAAUUUGGACAAAAUGGUGAAUGGGCUAAAUAGGUAUAAGUCUAGAUAGGAGAUGGACUAGUAUAGACCAACUAGGAUUAGACCAAGUGGAUUGAGACCAAACGGAAUGUAGACGAAGUGGUUUAAGACCCAUCAGCAAUCUACCUUUUGAUCAUGUAUGUAAUGAGUUACUGGUAUGACUUUCUAUUGUGCCAUAGUAAAAAUGAAACAUUUUUCUUACAUGCUCUAAAUUCUUUGAGUUGGGGCUGAAUAUUUACACUUGCAGGCCUUGUUUCAUAAAAAUAUUGUCUAUGGUAAAUUACCUGGGCUCCGUAACACAAAGAUUAGCGAUCAAUCGCUAUGAAC
Messenger RNA from Lytechinus variegatus (green sea urchin), 2041 nucleotides. Its product is annotated as ELMO domain-containing protein 2-like. NCBI's taxonomy places the organism in Eukaryota, Metazoa, Echinodermata, Echinoidea, Temnopleuroida, Toxopneustidae. The transcript is spliced from 9 exons. Gene Ontology annotation, molecular function: GTPase activator activity. The coding region runs from base 251 to 1153 and encodes 300 amino acids. The record is from RefSeq and is a predicted model, not a curated record.